Messenger RNA from Caretta caretta (loggerhead turtle), 4617 nucleotides. RefSeq names its product casein kinase 1 gamma 2 (gene CSNK1G2). Gene Ontology annotation, biological process: protein phosphorylation. Lineage: Eukaryota; Metazoa; Chordata; Testudines; Cheloniidae. The record is from RefSeq and is a predicted model, not a curated record. Gene Ontology annotation, molecular function: ATP binding; protein serine/threonine kinase activity.
CGGGCCCCUGUAAACCCGAGCCUUCCUCCUAUUCACGGAGGGCUUUUGCGCCGCCGGCGUGGCGCGCGCUGUAGAGGCCGCCGCGGAGCCGUACGCCGCUGGAGUAGAGGCGCCGCGCUGUGCCCGCUGCCCGCGGAGUGUGUGGAGGAGGAAGGGGGGGCUGGGGGGGGGGGGAAAGAGGCUUAAAGAGACAACAGCCGCGGGAGGAAGCCCACGAUGGAGCGGCUGGCGGGGGCCCGGGGGGCUGGCCCCCGCCUCUGAGGGGCCCCGAGGAGUUGGGAGCCGAAGGAUCUAAGCUGGCAGGAUCCUCUCCGCAGAAUGCGCUCUUCACCAAAGAGCGGGCCAAAGCAGGCGAAGAUGAGAAUCCCGGCGGGACCUUCAGAAGCACUAACAUUGCAGUAGCCCGGCGCCUGUGGGUGGCAGUGACCCCCUCAGCCCCCACCCCUCCAUCUCAGACCGUGAUGGUGUAUUGACCGAGAAGAGCCCUGCUUUUUUUUAUUUUUCCUUCCCCUCCCUCCCCCCUCAAGUUUUGGUGGCUUUGGGAUUUGUAUGGCAGCAGCGUAACCGUGGAGAGGCCGGGGUAUCACAAACUUAUGGAUUUUGAUAAGAGAGGAGGGAAAGGGGAGACAGAGGAAGGCAAAAGAAUGUCCAAGGCAGGUGGAGGAAGGAGCAGCCAUGGGAGCCGGAGCGCAGGGACAAACUCUGGAGUCUUAAUGGUGGGCCCCAACUUCCGUGUCGGGAAGAAGAUUGGAUGCGGCAAUUUCGGGGAGCUCCGUCUAGGAAAGAAUCUCUACACGAAUGAAUAUGUAGCUAUAAAAUUGGAACCGAUAAAAUCACGAGCCCCACAGCUGCAUCUGGAAUAUCGGUUUUACAAACAGCUUGGAAAUGCAGAAGGAAUUCCUCAGGUGUAUUACUUUGGGCCCUGUGGGAAGUACAACGCCAUGGUGUUGGAGCUGCUGGGACCCAGCCUGGAAGACCUGUUUGACCUGUGCGAUCGGACCUUCACGCUCAAAACCGUCCUGAUGAUAGCGAUCCAGUUGAUCACGCGAAUGGAGUACGUUCACACCAAAAGCCUGAUCUACAGAGAUGUCAAGCCGGAGAACUUCCUGGUGGGGAGGCCAGGCAGCAAGCGUCAGCACACCAUCCACAUCAUUGACUUUGGCCUGGCCAAGGAGUACAUCGACCCCGAGACCAAAAAACACAUCCCCUACCGAGAGCACAAGAGCCUGACGGGGACGGCGCGAUACAUGAGCAUCAACACGCACCUCGGGAAAGAGCAAAGCCGUAGGGAUGACCUGGAAGCGCUAGGGCACAUGUUCAUGUACUUCCUGCGGGGCAGCCUCCCUUGGCAAGGGCUCAAGGCUGACACGCUGAAGGAGCGGUAUCAGAAGAUCGGAGAUACCAAAAGAGCUACCCCCGUCGAAGUUCUGUGUGAAAACUUCCCAGAGGAGAUGGCGACCUACCUGCGCUACGUGCGGCGGCUGGAUUUCUUCGAGAAGCCGGAUUACGACUACCUGCGCAAGCUCUUCACGGACCUGUUCGACCGGAGCGGCUACGUCUUCGACUACGAGUACGACUGGGCCGGGAAGCCGCUACCAACUCCAAUCGGCACAAUCCACAGCGACGUCCAGGUGCAGCCUCCAAACAGAGACAAAGCACAGCCACACACCAAACACCAGCAGUCGCCCGAGGGGAACGAGUUGUGUGAUCCUCAGGCUAGUCAGCAGCCUGCCGAGGAACCUCUAGGAACUCACCUAGCGACCAGCAGGCUUGGGGGUUCCGUGCAGGUGAUGAGUUCCACCAACGGAGAACUGAACACGGACGACCCGACCGCGGGACAUUCGAAUGCCCCGAUCACAGCACCCGCUGAGGUGGAGGUAGCGGAUGAUACAAAAUGCUGCUGUUUCUUCAAGAGGAGGAAGAGAAAAACCAUCCAGCGCCACAAGUGAUCUGCCAGGGACAGCACGGAUCAGUUUGUGCAGUAUCGCCUCUAACUCUGGCUAUGGAUGGGUCUAGAUUCCUGAUCAGAUCUGCAAGGCCUUCCCUCCCUCUGAUUUUGAUGGGGGUGGGGGAAGAGCCGUCAUGACUUCACCGCCUGGCACCACGUGUGGAUGGGGAGGGGGGGGAGGGAAGUUCCCAAACUGCUUUACUUUUCCUCCACCACCACCACAUCCACCCAAUGGUCGUUUACUCAAACCAAGUCAGACUUUGCCGACGUUCCCACACCCGUCUAUCGUGCAGUCCACGGAGAGCAUUAAGCUAUUUAAAAAAGGAAACCAACCAACCAAACCCACAACGUGAAUUUCUUUUGAUUCUAUUAACUAGUUUGAAAACGGGGAUCAACUCUACAGACUCGAAAAACAUUGCUGGCAUAGAAGAAGCCGAAGACAAUUUCAAGAGCGGUGGGCUAUGGAGAAUUUUUAUUUUCCCUGUCGCUUCUUUGUCUUUGAAGUUAAUUUAAGUCUCGGUGCAGAGUGCUGAGUUGUCAGUCUUUGACCUUCCUCUUUUUAGUGUUACGAAAUUCUGCUUUUCUUUUAAAGAUUGUGUUUUCCCUGUAAGCUCCCCUUCCGCCAUUUGGUUAAAACUCUUUCCUUGUGGUGGCGAUUGAUCGCUGUGUUAGCCGAGUCUCUGGUACGGUGAUGCGUGGAGGAGGGACUCGUUUACACUUUUGUUUUACGAUGCACUUUUGCUAGCAAUACAAGCGAUGUUUGGUCUUGAAAUUAACAGUUUAGUAAUUAACAGGGGAAAGCAGGUGGGGGGGAGCCAAAUUUAGGGUCUCAGGAAUGGUUGGGAGCUUAUCAGAACCCUGAAGCCACGCCCUCAGCCAUUUGAAAUGGGCAACCUACCUUGGGGGCACCUGGCCAAGACCAAAGGGAAACUUGAUGUUGAAGAGCAAGGUAGAAAAAGGAUGUCUUAAUGGUCCCUGCAAUGAGCCUUGGGGUGGGGAUUGCUUCCUGGCGCACAGGACAGCUUAGGAUGUUUUUAUUAAGCACAGGGGAUAGCUGAGUCCUGCUUAUACUCCUGGCAUGAGAGUUCAGUGUCCUCGUUUUAUGUGAAGUUGCUUAACUGGACUUUUUUUUAAAAAAGACUUUCCUGUUGUCCAAGCCCCCAACCCAGUGAAUCUCCCCACAACUGACAUUCUGAUCAGCAGGGACCUCCCGGGAGGACCAUGAGCCUCCUAAAUGAACCAAAACCAAGCCAGUGCAGUAAGGAAGCAGUGUGCAUGUUCCCUGGGGGAAGAAGGGGAGGAUGAGAGGCCAGUUGGAGAGGAAUGGUUAAAACUCCCUGGGGUUCCAUGUCCCACUCAAAAGGGGCAGCGUGGAGUGAAUCAGAUUUGUAGCUUGCUGGGAAAUAGUAACCCCCACUAGGAUAGACCCAGCUAGGCCAUUCUGUUUGUCCACUGACUCUCCUUUCUGGAACGGCUGGAGCGAACCUUAUGAAGGUUGAAACCCUCCCUGCCUGCUUGCCAGUCCAGUCAUGGAGCUGGAGCCCUAGGCUGGCCCACUCAGCUCAUCCAACAAUCAGAGGCCCAUGUGCUUACUCCUUAGCUGAUCACAUGUGGCAGUUCCUAGUUGUGGGGUUUUUUUUAAACACACACACACACACACAAACCUUUAAACAGCCACAAGGGGCACAACAGCCAACCUUAAUUCAGUGUGAAACGACUGAGAAUGUGUGUUUGGUUGUGCGUAUUUACCACGGCAACAAAAUUUGACUUUGGGGUUGUUUUUUUACAGGGCAGGGGGGUGGGGAAGUAGCAUGUGGGUUUUUUUUAUUUUCUGUGUAAUUAUGACACUUGUAAUGUUUGAGCUGUAGGAGCUGGAAGCUGCUCUGAGGUUGUGCAGGAGGAGGAUCAAAGCCUUUGUCUGAAAUAAACACUGCCAUCCUUUGCAGGCGCAAAGGGGGAGCGUGUGGGAAGUCCUCAAACGCCACUUGUGCUAGGUACGUCCUGCUUUACUCUUCUGCAGAGGCCCUCGGAAUGGGGUCCUGGGCUGAUUCGCCAGCGAGCCAUAUGGGCUACUCUAUCCUGUUGCUGCAGCACGUGAGUGGCUGGGGGUAGGAAUAUAUGGCUGUAGGGGAGGGGACUAGGGCCCACAGGCAGGGGGAGCCUGGCACAUUUCUCUCCCAUUCCUGCUGGAGUACAGAGGCUUUGUCUCUCUUCCAGCCAAAUUCCUUUCAUUUAAAUCAGUCCUGAAUGCCUAAAAACAGGCUUAAGCUAGUUCAAGUGGCUUCCUCCUUCCCCAGCAUCCACCCUAAGCUGGAAGGUCGGUGCCCCUUUAAAGAUCCUAGGGACUGUGAAUCAGACGCAGCCUCGUAUUCUUGUCUGCAGUUUUACUUCAACAGCAGUGCCUCUGUCGUGCUCAAGAGAACCAAGGUGGUGGGGAGGGACAGCUGCACCGGGAGCUACACAAGGAGUGCACAGCCAGCUGCUAGAGAGCGCUUGGUUCUUGACAACUCAAUGAAUUCCACCAAAUCAGGACCUUUGUAUGGUAUUUAGUUAUGUGCAAUGUUUGACCUUGUUUCCCAAACAAUGCAAAUGAAACCGCCUUAAAUCUUCACUGGAACUGUUCUUCCAGUCCCCGAAGGUGUAAAAUAAAGUAUGUAUGUGAGUGGGUG